Leishmania braziliensis MHOM/BR/75/M2904 is the source of this 1017-nucleotide messenger RNA. RefSeq lists its product as hypothetical. The record is from RefSeq and is a predicted model, not a curated record. The coding region runs from base 1 to 1017 and encodes 338 amino acids. NCBI's taxonomy places the organism in Eukaryota, Euglenozoa, Kinetoplastea, Trypanosomatida, Trypanosomatidae. The transcript has a single exon.
AUGUUGCGCCGCUCCUCACGACAGAGGGCGGCAGUGGCGGCCGUCGGACUUGCCGUCGUAGGGGCCGGCGAUGGCACCCGACAGAGAAACUCACUGCAGCGCCUUCUGCGGGAUCAUGACGAAGGCGUCGCAGCGAACGCCAGGGGCGCAAUCACGGUGAGAAGCACCUACGAUGUGGAAAGCGCCCUCUACUACGACCAGUACAACAUGGCAGUACUGCCGUGUGUAAGCGGCGGUGCCGCGCGACAGUCACUGCGAGCAAAGCUCAUUGAAUCUGGUGCUGUCGCUGGGGUUCAAGAGCAGCUCUUAGCGCCUUGGCAGGCUGCGGGUGAGAGACGCGUUGUCGUAUUCGGCUGCCGAAGCACUGCAUACCUCACGCGGCAACUUCUCGCCGACACAGCACACUCCUUCCUCGUCGUGGACCCCUCGCUGAAGGAAUUGAUGGUGGCUGCCACAGCGCUCACCCCGGCGUUCGCCAACCGCCUCUUCUUUCUACGUUGCGAGUCGAUGUUUGCGUGUCUGCAGGUGCUGCAGCCGGAGACAGCGGACGUGGCGGUGGUACCAAUGCCGGUGCCGUUCUGGUCCAAGCGUGGCAGUCACCGGCGUCUUGUGCACUUCGACUUCUACUGCGCGGCCCACCAUGUGCUGCGUGUGCGGGAGGGGCCCACAGACCCUCGCGGUGUUGUCCUCUUCACCGAUUGUGAGCCCUAUGCGGCCUUCAUGAUGGAGCACCUAGAGGAAGCGAAGCUGGUGGUGCCAUACACCCGCAAGAACCCAUCCCAGGUAUUCCAGCGGUGGCUGCCCUAUGAUGAGCUCGUCGAAGUCGUCGAGAGUGGCGUAGAGCGGCGCCGUCGCGAGUUCCCGAAGCAGCGUAACGAGGAGGUGAUCGCGCUGGCGGCUGCAAAGAGCGGCGCAACGACACCGGACGCGACUCGGCUGCUCUCCUCCUAUGACUACUCCCGCAAGUACUACCGGGACUUUGCAGAGAAGGUAGUACAGCAGGCAGGCAGCGUUUGA